Molecule: messenger RNA, 297 nt
Organism: Didymodactylos carnosus
Lineage: Eukaryota; Metazoa; Rotifera; Eurotatoria; Philodinida; Philodinidae
Source: the annotation of a GenBank genome assembly
AUGCCUUGUUCACUUUUAUUUACAAAUCGUCGAGAAUUGAAGCAAUAUUUUGAAGUUUAUGAUCGUUGUUUAAAAGAUUAUAAUCGGUAUUAUGAUUAUGUAUUUAAUAUGUCAAAUGAAGCCGAAAUUAAUUUAUUUUGUUUUGGUAUUCAAAAUCAAAAACAGAUUAAGUAUUUAAUUGAUCUAUUAUGUCAAACAUGGAAGGGUUUAGAUCACGAUAUUAUAUAUAGUUUAACUGGUUAUUUUUUUACUUAUUCACAACAAAAAGAAGCAUUACUACGUGUUGUAUUUUCUUAA